Messenger RNA from Musa acuminata AAA Group (dessert banana), 489 nucleotides. Its product is annotated as homeobox protein knotted-1-like 4. The record is from RefSeq and is a predicted model, not a curated record. The transcript is spliced from 2 exons. The coding region runs from base 1 to 489 and encodes 162 amino acids. Gene Ontology annotation, molecular function: RNA polymerase II cis-regulatory region sequence-specific DNA binding; DNA-binding transcription factor activity, RNA polymerase II-specific. Gene Ontology annotation, biological process: regulation of transcription by RNA polymerase II. Lineage: Eukaryota; Viridiplantae; Streptophyta; Magnoliopsida; Zingiberales; Musaceae.
AUGGUUACAUUUUUGCUUGUUUGGAUGCUAGAUGACAAGUUUGGAGUUUGCUCCGUCGAAGAGAACCAAGAAGGCAGCGGCGGAGAAAUGGAUAUCAUGGAGCUCGAUCCAUGCACCGAGGACCAAGAGCUGAAACACCAUCUCCUCAAGAAGUAUGGUGGAUACCUGAGCAGCCUGAAACAAGAGCUUUCCAAGAAAAAGAAGAAAGGGAAGCUUCCCAAGGACGCUCGACAGCAGCUGCUCAACUGGUGGGAGUUGCAUUAUAAAUGGCCGUAUCCCUCGGAGGCGCAGAAGGCGGCAUUGGCAGAAUCCACCGGACUCGACAUGAAGCAGAUCAACAACUGGUUCAUAAACCAAAGGAAACGCCACUGGAAACCAUCAGAGGACAUGCAGUUCGUCAUGAUGGAUGGGUACCAUGCCCCAAAUGCUGCUGCUCUCUACAUGGACGGCCACUUCAUGAGCGAAGGUCUGUAUCGCUUCGGUCCCUGA